GCAUGUAGCGUUUAUGCUUAUGACAGGCAUCAUUUUGGAAGUGUGUGAGUGUGUGUGUUUCCAUGUGUAAGUGAAGGAAUGAUUAAGAAAAAGUGUGUGUGUGUGUGUGUGAGAGUGAGAGAAAGAGAGAGAGAGUGAGAGAAAGAGAGAGAGAUGGUAAGGUUGAGUGUGCAGAUUCCCAGUUAUAAAAGAUUGGAGAGUCAGCAGCUUACCCCCCCCCCUCCAUCUCAUCAGCAGUGGAAGGGGUCUGUCUCUGUGCAGCAUUCAGCUCUCACCCCCCUCCCUCCCAGUUCCUCCCUCCCUCCCUCCCUCUCUCUCUCUCUCUCUCUCAGUGUGCCAGCAGCAGCAGUGGGUAUCAGAGACGCUGCUCAACCAUGCCAGGGCGAGAGGACGCCCAGCCCCCCGCCAGCACCAGCGCCCGCCUCUAAACCCCCGGAGAAAGGCCGAAAGUGUGUGUGUGUGUGAGAGAGAGAGAGAGAGAGAGAGAGAGGAGAGAGGGAGAGAGAGAGAGAGAGAGAGAGAGAGGGAGAGAGAGAGGGAGAGAGAGGGAGAGAGAGAGAGAGGGAGAGAGAGAGGGAGAGAGAGAGGGGGGCGCUGCACGGGGACGGAGAGACAGAGCGGCCAGCCGCAGGAGAGGCGGAGAGGAGAGGAGAGGAGAGAAGAGGGGCGAAAAAGGAGAAAGAAAUCUCCAGAGGACGGGAAGAAAUGAGGGAUUAAACGAGAAGAAAGAGGGGAAGAGAGAAGAGAAACUGAACUACCUAUUGUCCUAUCAGCAAACACUUUCCAGCCUUUCAUCUCCGGAGAGAGGAAGAGCAGGAGAGAACGAGGGAGAGAGAAAGUGCAGAGAGAGAGAGAGAGAGAGAAAGAGAGAGAUGCCUGGGAAGUGAUGAAGAAAAUGAGGAGAGUCCUGAAGAUGCCCCCCUGCACCCACCUGUCCUGCGUCCUGAUGCUGCUGCUCCUUUUGGGAAGGGGCGGGCUGAGCGUCUGCCCCCCCAUGUGCUCGUGCGCGCGCGGCCACAGGACGGUGGACUGCUCCGGGCGCGGCCUCUCCCUGCUGCCGGACGGCCUGCAGCACAACAUCCGCGCCCUCAACCUGUCGCGCAACCGGCUGCACGACCUGGACGGCAAGCUGGCCCACUUCACCCACCUGCGCGCCCUCGACCUGUCCCACAACCGCCUGUCCCGCCUGCCCGCGGGGCUGCCCCGCGCCCUGUGGGACGUCCACGCGGCGGGGAACCGCCUGCGCCAGCUGGAGAAGAACGACACGGCCUACCACUGGAACCUGCGCGCCCUCGACCUCUCGGCCAAUCAGCUGGAGCGCGUGGUGUUCAUCAACAACACGCUGACGGGCCUGCUGUCGCUCAACCUCAGCCACAACAAGUUCUGGACCGUCCCCACCAACAUGCCCACCAACCUGGAGACGGUGGACCUGUCCCACAACUACCUGGUGCAGAUCCUGCCGGGGUCGCUGGACCGGAUGGGGCGGCUGGCCCAGCUCUACCUGCACGGGAACCGGUUCGCGGCGGCGGACGGGCAGGCGUUCGCCAAGCUGCACGGGCUCCGCCUCCUCACUCUCUACGACAACCCGUGGGCGUGCGAGGACGCCGAGGGCCUGCGGGACCUGCUGGACUGGAUGCGGCUGACCUCCGCUCGGAUUUUGGGGUGCCCGUGCCACACCCAUCCCGUCUGCGGGGAGGCCCACCUGACCUCCACGGGGUCGUGGCACUACACCCUGCACCCCGCGGGGGCCGACACCCGCCGCGCCCGCCCCAGCCGGCCCCCCAUGCAGGCCGUCACCUCGGGGUUCCUGUCGAAAUCUGCCCUCGUGAUCCCGGACCCCACCCGUCCCCCGCCGGGCCCCGAUGGGAACCCCGCCCCGUCCCGCAGCCACCACCCGUCUUUGACUUCCACCCCGCCCACCUUCUCCACGCGCAUGAGCACGACCCCCCGCCCACGGAGAGCUGGCAAGGCGGGGGGGGUGGGGGGCGAGGCUGGCGAGGGCGGGGCGGGGUUAGGAGUCGCCCGCAGCAGGAGCGAUGGACUCAAAGCCCCUCCUCCGUCCAUCAUCGCCCUGACCGUUUUUUUAACAGUCAUAUCCCUCAAAAAGUUCUAAACCCCCUUUUCCACCCUCUCCGUCCUGAACCAUGAACUCCCCCGCCCCCGCCCCCCCCCAAACUCUACGGAACUUUCCAGCCCUCUUUGAAAAACGAGCGACCCAUAACUUUAGUGGGUCCACAGUUCGCGUUUUUAAAAAUUAUUAUUAUUAUGGUAAUCUCUGACUGUUACUGCCUAUAUUAAAACCGGAUGUUUAUGUUCUUCUUCUGAAUGCUUAUCAACAUGUCAACUGCCGAAUGCAGAUUUGGUUGAGAGUAAUGUAUGACUACAUAAUGUGUGCAUACCCUCAUCAAUAUAAAUUAUCUAUCUACAGUGUCUAAUGCUUCAAGGAACACAGCUAUUUAACAGUAUUACUGGCAUCCAAAUGUUCCAACCUCUGUAUUAUGCUUGUCCACAGAAGUAUAAUGCUGUAUUUUAUAAAUAUAAAAAAACAAGAUAA
Anguilla rostrata (American eel) is the source of this 2554-nucleotide messenger RNA. It is a transcript of the gene omgb, whose product is annotated as oligodendrocyte myelin glycoprotein b. Gene Ontology annotation, biological process: neuron projection regeneration. The record is from RefSeq and is a predicted model, not a curated record. NCBI's taxonomy places the organism in Eukaryota, Metazoa, Chordata, Actinopteri, Anguilliformes, Anguillidae. Gene Ontology annotation, molecular function: protein binding. Bases 887 to 2113 code for a protein of 408 amino acids. The transcript is spliced from 2 exons.